Molecule: messenger RNA, 6488 nt
Organism: Haliotis rubra (blacklip abalone)
Lineage: Eukaryota; Metazoa; Mollusca; Gastropoda; Lepetellida; Haliotidae
Exons: 7
Coding region: 84-5189 (1701 amino acids)
Biological process (GO): proteolysis
Molecular function (GO): cysteine-type peptidase activity; protein binding
Source: RefSeq, a predicted model, not a curated record
UUGGCACAGAAAAACCUAUUACGCUUGUGUCACGGAUGGGAUACACUACAUGACACCUACGAUGUCUAUUUAUAUUUUUACAAAUGGCGUCCAAUCCUCCCGAGCCUUACCUCACAGGGAGAACAUCAGCCCUUAAAGUGGAGGAGAUUGUACACAUUCUGAGGAUUCCAGAUGAGAGCAAGGUCAUCCAGACAGCGCCCGUCACACCCCAGGGAGGGGAGGUGUACCUCUACAAGAUUACCUCGCGUAUGAGAGAAGAUAUCUGGAAGGACGACAGAUAUCACUUCAGGAGUGAUGGAACCCGGAAGCAGCCUGCCUCCAGUCCACUCAUAGUGAAGCAGUACCACAAGGCUUACACCAAGGACAAGAUGACAACAAGGGCGUUUGUCAGAGAAGCAUCCUAUCUGUACGACCAGCCUGUGAAACACGUCCUUGUGCAGUACAUCGGGGACCACACGCAGGCACAACCUGCUCCUCAACGUAAGCGGCGUGGUCGACAACCACGUCAUUCCCAUGGUUCCCCUAAAUAUAUGAAAGCUGAGUCAACUAAUGAAACUGUGCAGCCGGGUGUUUCGGGAAACACCGAUGCCACCCUGGAGCUUGAAGGCCAUUCAUCACCAAAGGAACUUGAGGAAAAAGGAAAUUUAGAUACGGUUUCAAGUGUUAUAUUGAAUGAUGCUACUCCCAGUAUACAAAGUGUGUCGCGGACAUCUGUCCAUGAAACAGGAAAUGAUCACGACACAAACCAGAAACGCUGCAGGACUAUAGAUAAUAUAUGUGAUGAUGAUGACAUUGAAUAUUUGGGUUCAACAUCAGGCUCCUCGGUCAAGAAACCCCGUUUACAGUCUCGAGCAGGAAGUGACAACACAGUUGUAAGCUAUGACACUACCACUGACUAUGCUUACUUGUACAGAUUUCUGGAAAGAGUAGAAAAGAGCCGGGAUGUGAUAAAGGUCGUACAACGAGUCCUGGCAUUAUCUAGGUUCUGGAACAAGGGCUGUACCAACAAAAGCAAUUCGUGCUGGACACUCAUAGAAGAGGUAGAGAAACAGUGGCCUCAAGAUGCAAUAAAAGCAAGGAACUGGGUAAAAUGUUCUGUGAAUACUGACGCUCUGAGCUUCAACCAAGACCGGUUAGUCUAUAUAAAGCUCAUAGCUGCAGUGCUUGUUGGAGCGUGUCAUACCAGAACUGAAGUACAGGACUUUGUGAAAACACUGGAUGAUCAUCCAUCACACCUACAGCAUGUGCAGGACUGUACCCUGUCACGUGACUGUACAUACACAGUUGGCUGCUACACCAUCAGAGGAGAUGUUCUGUCUCGCCUGGAAACCAACGAGUGGCUGACCGACGAAAUCAUAGACACCUACCUGCACCAUCUGGAAAGAGAGUGGUGUUCCCGUGUCAGCUUCCACUGCUUGGUGCUGCCUACAGAGACAGUGAUAUUGUGGGAGGCUGGCCAGUACACAGAGAGGAUAAGAGGGAAAGAUGAGAAUUUGGCAAACUACACGUGGAUCUUGAUGCCAGUGAACAUGCCACGUAAUCAACACUGGGUGCUUCUGGUGGCUAAUGUCAAGGAUGGAACAGUGGGGGUAGUCAAUUCUAAACCAGCUUUAGAUGUGGAGGACUCAGUUGUGACACACUGGAGGUCAUUUGUAAAUCACUGGAAAUCUACAUCCGGGAAAGUGGGCAAACCGUGGCUGAAGAAACAAUACCUAGUGAUAGACCAGGCUGAUGGACACAAUUGUGGGAUAUUCGUCCUCAUGGCUGCUGAUGCCCUUUUGGCGGAGAUGUCUCCAGGAAUAAUGAGGAACCACCAUGCAGAGAAGUACAGGCUGUAUGUACUACAGAGGAUACUACAGCAUGCCAAGACGGAUAUACAAAGAGGAGGAAAUCACACCUUUGAAAUGGAUGUCACAGACAAUACUCAACAUUCUGAGACUGUGACGGAAGGAAAUAUACUGGAAAGAAGCUAUACAACAGAAACAAAACAGGGUCAAGUCAUUGAAACAGUUGUACAACAUCAUGACACUUUUGUCGAAUCCGACGGUGCUAUGGCCACUGAUAAAGAUGCAGAUGAAUACCCAUGUCUCAAUGAACACCUGUCACAGAAGCGGUUGAUGGCAUGUUUGUUAAUUGUUGCUUUGGCGGGGAAUAACCUGAAGAAGAGGUUGCUACGGGCAGGUUCUGACACAGGAACAAGAGUGGAAAGAGAAACCUACAACCGAUACAUUGCUUGGGCGCUCAAGGUUUUCGACAUCAAUGCAGACACAUACACUAAGAAGAUGAUACAAAAUGAUUUAACACAAUUGUCAGGAUGCUGUCUAUGUCAGGAGGCUGGAUCAUACAGAAUAAGAAACCAAAACGUAGCAAUAAGGCUAAGAGACCUACUGCUCAGCGAUCUGAGACAAUUGAUUGCAAAGAUGGACUUGGAGUUUAUAUUUCGUUAUGUGAGUUCAAGAGCUGAAUCCACUGAGGUGGAAGAAGUAGAUAUCCCCUUCCAAAUUGAAUUGAAGCAAGAUGUUGUACCUGUUGUAGCUCAACGUUUUGCGGCAGCCAUUCAGGGCAGAGAGUUUGCUUUUGUGUGCAUGCAUUCUCUCUUUCAGGAAGAGACAUUUGUCGAUAUGGUCUUUGAGAAUCUGGUGCAAAAUCUGAACAAGGACAAUUCUACUCUCUUGAAAUUAUUGUCCCGUAAUGACACUGUACAUGGACAGUCCUUUCUGUUUUGGACGAGCAUUACAGACAACUCGAAAUUGUUGCGGAAGGCUUUGUCCACUGUUCAAUUUAGUGUACAUAACAGAAAGCAAGCUUUGUUUGGAAGUUGCUUUGGUAGUAGUUCAGACAACUUCGAUUACUUGCUUUCCGAAUGUAAUUGUAAGUUGAAUAAGUUGUGUAUGACAUUGCGCAAUCUUCCAAGACCUCUUAUCAUCAAACUGGAAUUGGAAGUUGUAGAUGAUCUUGGGGUGAAGUUUGACAAUAUUUCCUUGCUUGACAUUGCGUGUAUGAGUGGACUGUCUGCAGUGGCUUCCAGACUCUUGCAUGUAACGAAGGCAAUGAACUUGAAUAGGUCAAGAAAGGCAACAUAUGUACAUUAUGCAUCUAUGUGCCAACGGGGCAGCAAUAUUAUCGGUACAAUUAUAAAGAUGGGACAUUCUAGCAUAAAGAUCAUAGGUCCGGGAGGAUCAACACCUUUACAUUACGCAUGUGCAGUAGGAAAUGUUGGCAUUGUAAGCAUUUUGUUGCAGGAAGCAGUGGAUACUGGAAAGCGAAACAUUAGGGGUGAAACUGGGCUUCAUUUGGCAUGUUUAUAUGGGAAUUUAGAAGUUGUUAAACUGUUAUUACAAACAAAAGGAACAACAACUGAGACAGAUAACGAUGGCAACACACCUCUACAUGAUGCAUCCUAUGAGGGACAUAGAGAGGUUGUAGAAGUGUUAUUGAAGAACAAGGCAAAUGUGGAUGCGAAACGCGAUGAUGUCCGCACAGCUCUACAUGUUGCAGCCUGGCAGGGACAUACAGAGGUUGUAGAAGUGUUAUUGAAGAACAAGGCGAAUGUGGAUGAGAAAAGCGUUGAUGGCCGCACACCUCUACAUGAUGCAGCCUGGCAGGGACACACAGAGGUUGUAGAAGUGUUAUUGAAGAACAAGGCAAAUGUGGAUGCGAAACGCGUUGAUGUCCGCACACCUCUACAUGAUGCAGCCUGGCAUGGACACACAGAGGUUGUAGAAGUGUUAUUGAAGAACAAGGCAAAUGUGGAUUCGAAACGCGAUGAUGUCCGCACACCUCUACAUAGAGCAGCCUGGCAGGGACAUACAGAGGUUGUAGAAGUGUUAUUGAAGAACAAGGCAAAUGUGGAUGCGAAACGCGAUGAUGUCCGCACACCUCUACAUAAUGCAGCCUGGCAGGGACAUACAGAGGUUGUAGAAGUGUUAUUGAAGAACAAGGCGAAUGUGGAUGAGAAAAGCGUUGAUGGCGACACACCUCUACAUGAUGCAGCCUGGCAGGGACACACAGAGGUUGUAGAAGUGUUAUUGAAGAACAAGGCAAAUGUGGAUGCGAAACGCGAUGAUGGCGACACACCUCUACAUGAUGCAGCCUGGCAGGGACAUACAGAGAAUGUAGAAGUGUUAUUGAAGAACAAGGCAAAUGUGGAUGAGAAAAGCGUUGAUUGCCGCACACCUCUACAUGAUGCAGCCUGGCAGGGACAUACAGAGGUUGUAGAAGUGUUAUUGAAGAACAAGGCAAAUGUGGAUGCGAAACGCGAUGAUGGCGACACACCUCUACAUGAUGCAGCCUGGCAGGGACAUACAGAGGUUGUAGAAGUGUUAUUGAAGAACAAGGCAAAUGUGGAUGCGAAACGCGAUGAUGGGGGCACACCUCUACAUGGAGCAGCCUGGCAGGGACAUACAGAGGUUGUAGAGGUGUUAUUGAAGAACAAGGCAAAUGUGGAUGAGAAAAGCGGUGAUGACCGCACACCCCUACAUAGAGCAGCCUGGCAGGGACAUACAGAGGUUGUAGAAGUGUUAUUGAAGAACAAGGCAAAUGUGGAUGCGAAACGCGAUGAUGGCAGCACACCCCUACAUGUUGCAGCUUGGCACGGACAUCAAGAGGUUGUUAAGGUGCUGUUGAAAAACGGGGCUAAUGUCCAUGAGAAGGAUUGUAAUGAAGAAACUGCUUUACAGAAAGCAAAGGCCCGUCAUUACGAUGACAUUGCAAGGACUUUAACCGAGGCAGCAAAUAAACAUGACCUGACACCGAACCUUGGUUCAGUUCCACACGGAAGCUAUACUGGCAGUGGUCUUCUUAUACCGGCACAACCAUCAACACAUUGUCCUGUAAACCUCACACAAGUUGAGGUGCGAGGGUUUUUUGUUCCGAGUGAACAGGGAGAAAUAUUUUCCAAAGACUUGCAGCUUGGUUCGUACAAGAGAGGCAUUGCCCUUCAGUCAGGGCAACUCCAUCCUGAAAACGCGAAUCCUAACAGCCCACAUCCAGAUGCUGCACAUAUAGACAUAUCUUCACUCAGUCAAACACCAGGGUCUAUACAAGGAAACUACAAUCAUGAUCCGACCGUAGUGCAUAUUCCAGGAGGCAGUGAUCCACUGGCGAGUUCAAAUACCACCAGUGUUUCUGAGUGUACCAUCACUCACUACACCGAGAGUGGGGAGGCCAUAGUGCUGCAACCGCUCUAAAGUAGGGAUACAAACAGCUUGAAAUUUUUAUUAUAGCAACCAGCUGUACAUGGCUUUCCAACCUUAGUCUUUCGAAGUAGACAUGCAGAAAGCAGGGAGAUUAUGUGUGAUAUGUGUAGAUUUAGUUUCAGUGUUUUGAUAAGCAUAUCAGUUUCAGAAAAAGCCCUGCACAAUACGUAUGCUGUUGCAAUAGUAUAUUUGAUGCUAUAAAUAGUUGAUGGUAUGUGCCAUCUGGUCAUCCACCGGAUGAGUUCUUUUGAGUGCACUGGGAAUCUACUGUAUACUAGAGGUUGAUACAACACUGGCAACACUCAAAUCACCUUUAAACAUUGUUGGUCCAUAGGCUGAUGAACGAUCAGGUUCUUAGCGGGAUAAGAUCUCAGCAUAUGUUAGCCUGGUUAUUAUAGAGCAACAAUAUAGAAAAAUGAUUGUGCCAUUAUAUCUUGCAUAACAAACUCUGCAAUUGGAAACAAUAUUGCUCUCAUAUGUUGUAUAUAGCUUUGAAAUGUGUAUGGAACUAUUAUUAAGUAAAUACCUUUACUUUAUCAGAUUGUCAACAAGUGAAAAUAGAAACAUUUAAAUUUAAGUACUAAAUAGCAUGUUAUUAGAUGAUGUCGUAAAUUACUAUAAAGGGUUGUGUUUUGUAUAACAAGGACGGUGGACAUAUAUUUAUUCUAUGCUUUGCAUUAUCCUCUAGAUCGUGUUGAAAGAAUUGGAAGAUGUUAUUUGUGAUGUUUUGUAAAAGUAAAGCAAAUCAUGUCCAAUAAUUUUGUAUCGAGUUGAUGAAGCCCAUUUCUGGUGCCCCCUCCCGCCGUGAUAUUGCUGGAAUAUUGCUAAAAGCGGAGCAAAACUCAUUGAGUUGAAUGACCACUACAGCAACGCCACAGAAAAAAAACAAACGUUUAUGCUGCUAGAGAAAUGACUUUGUGUCAGUUUAACUUGUUAUUACUUACAUUGGAUAUCGUUGACAUUUCAGCAUGUAAUAUUGAAACUUUGCGAAGCAUUGUUAUAGGUUCAUUCAUAGUGUCAUCAGAUAACGUGUUUCGUGUUUUCUCAGCAUUACCCAAAACGGAAUUUGUUUCUGCAAGACUGGGGGGCACUGACGUUCUAUAUUAUGAAAAUGAAUCAGUUUACCAGUGUAUUGUUUUAAAGAAUGCGAAAAGAUGUUCAAGAUUUAACAAGAAUUUAAGAAUGGAUCACGUUCUUCAUUUAAGAUAUUCAAGUGUGAUAAUUUUACAAAUUUAUGUUAUAGGGACUGUGACUGUAAACUGUGGGUUUCAAUAAAAUGUGUAAAGAAUU